Tetrahymena thermophila SB210 is the source of this 1926-nucleotide messenger RNA. RefSeq names its product eukaryotic aspartyl protease. Lineage: Eukaryota; Ciliophora; Oligohymenophorea; Hymenostomatida; Tetrahymenidae. Gene Ontology annotation, molecular function: aspartic-type endopeptidase activity. The transcript is spliced from 6 exons. The record is from RefSeq and is a predicted model, not a curated record. Gene Ontology annotation, biological process: proteolysis.
AUGAAUAGUUUAAAAAAGAUACUGGCCGUUUUGUGCCUCACUUUGUCUAUUAUACAUUGUGGAUUAAUAUCGCCAACUAAGCCAGAGAAUGUUAUUUCAUUAGAGCUUAAAAGAGUUUAAGUUGACCCUUGGACUAAAGCAAGCACAAUUUCAGACUCUGCAUGCUAUAGGGAUAAAGAUUCAGAUUACGUUCAUGAAUAUGAUAUUCAAAGGCCAGAUUAUUGCAAAAACGUCAAGUCCUAUGUUAAAAUUAUGAGUUAAUGCAUUUUUAUGACAACUGCUUAUUAGGUAGAUCUUAAGUUUAAUACAAAGGAUGCAACCCCAUUUAAAAUGGUUUUGGAUUUAAGAACUCCUUGGAGCUGGAUUAAAAGUCCUAGCUGCAAGUUAUACGAAAGAAGUGGUAAACCUCUUGACCAAGAUUGCUCUUAUCCAUCAAAAGUGAAAGGAGUUAAAAAUGACGCUAAAUUUAACAAAACGUUCAAUUGCGAAGGAAAUUGUAAAGUAUACGAAGAUAAAUGCGCCGAGAUAGACUUAGUUUAGGAAGGUCUUUCUGUGCUUGGCAAUUUCAUUAGCACUAGUGUUAAGUUAAGUGAUACAGGUUUCAAGUAGUCAGUUAAGGGAUUUAAAUUAGUCUAAGCAACAGGUUUAUCAGGCUAGUCAUUAUUAUUAGGCGAUGGAGUUUUAGGUUUAGGAAAAUAGCAUACUGGAAAAGCAGACGAUGAUGAUGAAGAAGAUUCUUCUAUGAACUCAAAUUACGAUGAAGAUGAAGAGGAAGAAGAAGAAGAAGAUUCUUCAGAUGAUAACAAUAGCAAUUCAAAGAAAUACACAUUUUUUGAGCAUGGAACUGAUUUAUGGAGUGCAAUUGAUAGAGUAAACGGAAAAAUUAAUGCUAACGUGUUUGCUUUGUAUUUAGCUGAACAUGACUCAAUUAAACCUUAAUUAUUAAUUGGAAGCAACUCAGCGAAAUAUGUAGAUUUAAUUUAUUAGCCUGAAAAACAUCCCUUAAAGUGGAUUCCACUCCCUAUCUUAAAAUAUGACACAUAAGAAGAAUUGGCAAGAACUUACUUUUAAUGGAGAAUUCCUGUUAGACAAAUCGUGUUUAGAUAUGGAUUAGUUACAGAAAAACAAGAUGACAAAACUGAAUAAGUUGUUGGAUUUUAAAAUAGAACUUCAAUUCUUUUAAACAAAGAAACAGAAGCUUAAUUAAGUUUGCAAACUUCAGCAAUGAUUUUGCCUGAGUCAAUGAUGGAUAAUAUCCUUGACAAGCUCAAUUAAAUUUAUGGAAUGAAGUGUUCGAUUUCUACAAACUUCUUGAAAUAUGUUUAAUGCUUUAAUUUAGAUAAACAAUUAGAUGUCUCUUAAUUAGCUGUCACUAUACAUGUUGGAUAUGGAAUAGACAAUGAGUAGCUAAUUAAUGUUGAUCCUAACAACUUACUUUUGGGUUGCAAAAAGAAUAAAAAUUCAAAAUAUGAUUGCUACUUCAAUUUCUAACUCAGUUAAGAUGAUUAAAUCAUUUUUGGUGACUCAGUAAUGCGCGAGAGCUUUUGGGUUUUCGAUGUUAAUGGCAGAAAAAUCGGAUUAGCUCCUGCUAAGUCAAAUUAUAACGAAAAAAGUUUCUGGAAAGAUAUUAAAGGGAUUAUUGCUGAUGUUGAAGAUGUAAUCAGAGGAGAUAUAAUUUUCUUGCUGAGAUUCUUCAUUGUUUUAGUGAUUUUAUCAACAAUCUUAUUCCUUUUUGUCAACUGGAAGAAGAUUUAUCUAAUAAUUUAAAGAAGACUUAGAUAUAAAAACAUAGUUGAUCCAUCUGAACUAGCUAAUCUUGACCUAGAUAAAAGAGAUAUGGUUAUAAAAUAUGGAUAAACUGAUGACUAAGAUAUCACAGACUAAAUACAAGAAUUGGAAUAAAAUGAAUCAUUUGAUGCUCUCUGA